UCCCCUACUCGGCACACACUUCGAAGCCUCGAUACGGAACGUCACAUCACUAGUGGCCAGAUCGUCCGGUGCUGUUGACGUCGCCAGGUCUCUGUCUGUAAAAAAAGGGAAAAGAAACCAAAGCGGAGCGGGACGCUGGAAAUAGCCUGCAACGCAUCUGCGUAGCAAACAGCAACGAAGGGGCUGAAAAACAUCGCAUCACUGUUUACCAAAAUGCCGUUUUCCGUUAACGGCAUCCUUUGCACGCUGGCGCUGCUGCUCCUGUGGAGGGUGGAGGAGCUCACGGAAGCCUGCAGCUGCGCCCCGGUACAUCCGCAACAGGCGUUCUGCAACGCCGAUAUAGUGAUUCGAGCAAAGGUGGUGGGAGAGAGAGAGGUGGAUUCUGGGAAUGAUAUCUAUGGGAACCCCAUCAAGAGGAUCCAGUAUGAGAUCAAACAAGUUAAGAUGUUCAAGGGGCCCAACCAGGACAUCGAGGCUGUCUUCACCGCUCCUACGUCGGCUGUCUGUGGUGUUACCCUGGAUGCCACUGGAAAGAAGGAGUACUUGAUCGCAGGCAAGGCCGAGGCCAACGGGCGCAUGCAUGUGACCCUGUGUGACUACAUUAUGCCCUGGGACUCCUUGAGCACCACCCAGAAGAAGAGCCUCAGUCAACGCUACCAGAUGGGCUGUGAAUGCAAGAUUGUGCGCUGUCCAUCUCUGCCCUGUGAGAUCUCAGCUCCUGAAGAGUGUCUGUGGACGGACCUGAUGAUCGAGAAGCAGGUGCACGGACGUCAGGCCAAUCACUACGCCUGCGUCAAGAGGGCAGACGGCUCCUGCUCUUGGUACCGUGGUGUCGCACCACCCAAGAAGGAGUUCCUGGAUGCUGAGGACCCUUAGUCACGUGGCACACCUGACAAAGAUUAAUGUAAACAGUUCCAUUGAAAUUAAAUUUAACAACAUCAGGCAAAGAGAUUAAAAAGGCAAAGUUAAUAUGACUGAAAUUACCCUCUGGUCUGGAAACAGUCUUUAGCCUCUCUUUAUUUUGUAAUCAGUUGGUAUUGACAACAUGAGGUCACUUUCAGCCUCAACAGUGCUCAACAUUAACUGACUCUGAAGAGGCUCAGAGUCAGAACGAUUGUUUUCAGACACAGCGCCUCUGUAAAAACAAAUAGAAAAGCAUCAUGAGACAUAGACUGGUCAAGUGAUGAUGUAACUUCCUCCUGAGGCUGGCGUCAGGAGGAUAUAAAUCCUCGUUGAGACAGAACGCUUCCUGCCCCACAGAACUUUGUAACAGCUAUGACUACACAAAUUACAAUCCACGAUCUACAGGCGGUCAUUCAUUACCCAUCGUGUUUCUGCUUUUAUUACCUCGUUCUGCUUUUUAGUCCAAAGCCAAAUUCCAAGUUGCCUUUUGUUAAAUGAUUGUCUCCCUCUCCCCGAACAGUUUCUUCUACUCUGCAAGGAACUGUUUGGCCACUGCUAACGUCAGACUUUAGUGUUUCUUUAACGUUUUGCAUGGUUUCUGGUUUUAUUAGGUGAAAAUCUUUUCUUGUAGUGAUUUUAACAGCAGCCUGCGACUGUAACAGGCCUCACUGGACCAGUCUAUGCUGUGUGAAGAUGAGCGCUCUCAAUUUAAAUCUGCUCUUGAGGUGAAACACCUUCACUGCCCCACAGUCCAAUCAGAAAUAUGCCAGAUGUCUCCCUCUUCCUCCUCAUUUCUUCUUCAAAUCUUCACCUCUUUCAUCUAUCCCCGCAUAUGUAGCUGUACAGUACCUAUGCAUAUACAUUUGUCGUUACUUGAUGAUUAUUAUUUACUGCAUUAGAUCUAGAUUUGCACUUUUGGAGGAUGAGUUCCAGUAAAGACGAGAGUCUUGACACUCUGAUGUGAGAGUUAUUAUUGUGUGCCCAGACUGACAGAUCCACCUCAGGUGCAGAUUUUAAGUGUUUUUGGUGAUCCAUAUUCACAAAGUUAUUCUUGAAGUCUUUGUUACCACAGAUAAAAUAGUAUUUGCAGUGAAAGAAAAUCAAAGAAAGUAGUGUCUGAGGGGUUCGGACACAAGGGAUCUUUUUGCAGAGUUUGUGUGAACGAGAAACGAAACAAGCUCGUGGGGUGUUGUUUCAGCGUCUCUGUAUUAUCUGUUGAUUGUAAAUGCAAACAGCAGUUUCACCAUUUGCCGGUAUAAUGUCGCACAUGGUUCAUUUCUUGAGUAAUAAGAUGCUUAAUGUCAGCUUUGACUCGUCUUUCCUGCUUCUUCCAGUUAUUAAUGAAAGCUUUAUCACUGUCUUGGUAAACAAUCAAAGUUUACAGUGCUGUUUUAUAAACCUCAAGCUACAUUAACAAGAAAUAUAUAUAUGAUGGAGUAUUAGAGGCAUAAUUUAAAAGUAAACUCUUUCCAUUUUCCAUUACUUUGUGUUUUUCCAGUGUUAUUAUUAUACCUGUCUUGAUUUUUGUGUGUUUUCGCUGUCUUUGUCUACAACAUCUUUAGUUGUAGUGUCAAGCUGAGAAGGUCCUCUUGCGCUGGAGUAACGUGAGAGUGAGAGAUUAAUUCUUUUUGGAGAGGUGUAGAGAAAUGAGAAGUGGAUACCUUGUGUGAAUAGAGGACUGUGCAUGUGUUUUAUGCUUUUGUGUAAGUCCAGGAGGACAAAAUAUUCAGUAUUAUCAAAUAAAAACCCAUGUUUGAAAGAAUAAUUGAUCCCUGUGU
Messenger RNA from Monopterus albus (swamp eel), 2681 nucleotides. It is a transcript of the gene timp2a, whose product is annotated as TIMP metallopeptidase inhibitor 2a. Gene Ontology annotation, biological process: negative regulation of membrane protein ectodomain proteolysis; negative regulation of endopeptidase activity; response to hormone. NCBI's taxonomy places the organism in Eukaryota, Metazoa, Chordata, Actinopteri, Synbranchiformes, Synbranchidae. The record is from RefSeq and is a predicted model, not a curated record. The transcript is spliced from 5 exons. Gene Ontology annotation, molecular function: protease binding; metalloendopeptidase inhibitor activity. The coding region runs from base 214 to 876 and encodes 220 amino acids. Gene Ontology annotation, cellular component: extracellular matrix.